UGGUCCUCGCGCAGCAUCGCUUUACACCGCGAUUGGCCUCCCGUCCGUCCUCGCGCGUCCUCCGUUCGCCGACUGUUCUCGUCCUCAGUCGCCGAGCGCGCGUCCCCCGAGCCGGUUCGAACGUUCGCGCGCGACGACGAGCGAGAGUCCGCGAAUCGGUGCGAACCCGAGUGCGCGUCGGCCAAUCGCGUGGCUGGGAUCGAAGGGUCCAACGGAAAGAAGGUCUCUCGUCGAGGUCCGCGCUCUCGGCCGCGUCGCCCCUGCGCCCUUCGACUCGCGAGCGGACCAAUCAGCGACGAGGUGCCCCUCGGUCGACCAAUCGGAAGCCAGGAAAUCGGUUACCCAGCUAACCUAGGAAGUGGAACUUCGGGAGAAUCGAUCCUCCCGCUCGUGGAUCUCCGUCGGCCAACCUGCGGCCCUUCAACGCAACGGUACUCAAUGAGAAUGAUUCCGCUGGUCUUUCUCCUCGCCCUGACGAGCUCCGGAUGCUGGGGCCACGCGGUCUCCCAGGAUGCCACCAGGGACGAGGACCUGGCCCGACAUUACGGCACUCGGUUCUCCAUAUUCGACGAGCCCUACAACAUCGACUUCAAGUAUCACAACUACGACGAGAUGAGCCGCUUCCUCAGGACCACAUCCCUGCGCUUUCAGAAUCUCACUGCCCUCUACUCCAUAGGAAAGUCCGUGAAAGGCAGAGAUCUCUGGGUGAUGGUGGUGUCUUCCUCGCCAUAUGAGCACAUGAUCGGCAAACCUGACGUCAAGUAUGUCGCCAACAUACACGGAAACGAGGCCGUCGGUCGCGAGCUGAUGCUACAUAUGAUCCACAUGCUGGUUACCAAGUACGGGUCCGAUCAGUACAUCACCUGGCUAUUGGACAACACCAGGAUACACGUUCUUCCGUCCAUGAAUCCCGAUGGCUUCGAGGUGUCCAAGGAAGGCUACUGCGAAGGUGGCCAGGGAAGGUACAACGCUCGAGGCUUCGACCUGAAUCGCAAUUUCCCGGAUUACUUCAAGCAGAACAACAAGAAGAGCCAGCCGGAAACGGAGGCGGUCAAAGAGUGGGUCUCGAAAAUCCAAUUCGUCCUUUCUGGGAGCCUCCACGGCGGCGCCCUGGUCGCCAGCUACCCCUUCGACAAUACACCGAAUUCCCUGUUUCAGAGCUACUCGUCGACGCCGAGCGUCUCCCCUGACGACGACGUGUUCCGGCACCUGUCCCUGACGUACUCUCAGAAUCACGGGUCCAUGUACCGAGGAGAGGCAUGCUCUUCGUCCCAGCCAGGAUUCAAGGAUGGAAUCACGAAUGGCGCCGAAUGGUACCCUCUCACGGGAGGGAUGCAGGACUUCAAUUACGUCUGGAACGGGUGCAUGGAAAUCACCCUGGAGCUGUCUUGCUGCAAAUAUCCUCCGGCUGAAGACCUUCCUUACUACUGGGAGGAGAACCGACUGUCGCUCAUCAAGUUCCUGGCCGAGGCGCACAGAGGCGUGCACGGAUUCGUGAUCGACGAGAACGGCAAUCCCGUCGAGAGGGCCUCCGUCAAGGUGAAAAACCGUGACAUCAGCUUCCUGAGCACGAAGUACGGAGAAUUCUGGAGGAUACUUCUACCUGGACUCUACAAGCUCGAGGUCUACGCCAAUGGAUAUGCCCCCCGAGAGGUCGAGUUCAUGGUUGUCGAGCAACAUCCCACCUUGCUGAACGUGACAUUGCACGCCACCAGGAGACAAGAAGACGGCGGAGACGGACCAGGACCGUUCAAUGGCAACUUUCCAAUGCGACCUUAUCCUCAUCGAGACUACACUCUUCACUUCAGGCCAAGUUCCGGAACGAACACUGCCGCCGUUGGAAACAAUGGCAUCUUCUCCUCGAUCAGCAACGGUUUCAACUCGCUGGUGACGAACCUUUUCGGCUGAUCCCUCGUUUGCGGCCCAUCGGGCCGUUGCUUCAUCCUCCUCGUCGUGGUGGCCUCCUUGUCCGGCUUCCUCAGGCUACGCAGAUUAUUUUCGACCUUAAUCGGGAUCAUCCUCUGAAUGACAAAGACGUCGAAAGGUCCCGUCCUCGAUUUUCGAGACCCUGAAGAACUGCCUGCCGCCCGAGAAGAUGUCCUCGGCACGUCCUGCGCGGGAGAUCUCGAUUGCGCUGCGUCAUAUUUUUAUUUUUAUAAUUUAUAAUCUAUAAUUUAUAAUCCAAAGCCGAGAGGAUAGAUAAAGCACGGGAGGGGAUUAAGAAUCCCGUAAAACGAAAACCGCUCCGACCAAGUAGCUGGGAUAGAUUGAUUAUAAAUAAAUUAAAUUAACUAGGGCUGUCCUUAGCCGUAGAUUAAGCUAUACGUGGAAGCUUUAAAUGGGGAGACAACCCAAAGAUCCAGAGAGCCGAUAUUUUCAUUGAUACCGCGAUACGUGUUACCUGCAACUUGGCUGGCGAGGAGAGCUCCGUUUAGGGUGCUUUUAACUGCAAUUGUAUUUUAACGCGAGUCGCGACGACAAAGGAAGCACCUUUCCCGAGGCGAGGACAAUGCUUGCUCAAAUUCUGCAUCGCAAAUCGCUGGCGGGUAUUCUAGCCGACGUGGGUCGACUAUUUUCCUUUGCGAGACACCGAAUGAAUGUUCAUAGGUAGUUCGCGAUUUAGUCUACUAUGGACCGGAAGUCGCAUUUAAAUACACUCGAAGAGUGCGCAUAAACUCGGAUUAGUCGCGUUUAAUAGCAUCUUAACAAGCGGAGCGUACAGUGCAUAAUACGUGUCGAUUGUUAUACAAAUGUUAAAGAAAUAUUAUGAAUCGUUCAGACGUCGCGGUCUGUUGUUACGACGAUCGUUAUAGUGCUGUUAACGCACACGAGAUAAUAGAGUUGUAUAGAGAUCACUGUGAGGUUGUUAACUGUAAUCACUUAUUUUUUCACUAACACACCGACGUCGUCCAUAGUUGCGCGGCUACUCGCCUUUUUAUAGGGAACGACCGACUGUAUAACUUGAAUUAUUACCGCUUCGCAUAACGGGUCCACCUGAGAGUCUCCCUGCCAUUAUUGUCCGAUUGUUGAAAUAAAGGAUGUUUAUUAGCGUUGA
Molecule: messenger RNA, 3055 nt
Organism: Orussus abietinus
Lineage: Eukaryota; Metazoa; Arthropoda; Insecta; Hymenoptera; Orussidae
Product: carboxypeptidase M
Exons: 9
Coding region: 439-1908 (489 amino acids)
Biological process (GO): proteolysis
Cellular component (GO): cell surface
Molecular function (GO): zinc ion binding; metallocarboxypeptidase activity
Source: RefSeq, a predicted model, not a curated record